CCUGCAUAAACAUUUUACACUCAGAGGAUAUACCUCGAACAAUCUCAGGUUGCCAAUUAUUUAUUUCAUUGAAGGGUGGAGACUUUAUAAGCCGUAAUGGGUUUAACUGGAGAGCCUACCGGAGAGAUAAGAUACCGCAAGGCCCUAGGAUUACGAUUCGUUGAAUAUGUCAAAGGAUCGGCCAUCUCGUACAAAACUCAUCAAGCCAUUGCCCUUACUAUAACAUUCUUUGCAUACUUGGCCUACCACGCUACAAGGAAAACUACCAGUGUGGUGAAAAGUGCUCUUGAUCCCCAAUCUCCUGAUGUAGACUUGCAAUCUAUCUUCUUUUGGAGACGGGUGCCGCUACAAGGAACUAGAAAUUCGGCUCUCGGAGCUGGUUGGGCGCCCUUCAGUGGUUCUGAUGGAACUGCAUUGCUUGGGGAGCUUGAUGUGGCUUUUCUCUUUGUAUAUGCUAUAGGGAUGUUCUUUUCUGGACAUGUGGGAGAUAGGAUGGAUCUUAGGAUAUUUCUAACCAUUGGUAUGGUUGGAACCGGAUUGUUUACUGCCCUUUAUGGAGUUGGUUACUGGGCAAAUAUACACACUUUCUAUUACUAUUUGAUUGUCCAGAUGCUUGCUGGACUAUUCCAAUCAACUGGAUGGCCUUCAGUGGUUGCAGUUGUUGGAAAUUGGUUUGGGAAAAAGAAGAGGGGACUUAUAAUGGGUAUCUGGAAUUCUCAUACUUCUCUUGGUAACAUUACAGGCUCUGUAGUUGCUUCAAUGUUGUUGAAGUAUGGGUGGGGGUGGUCCAUGGUUGUUCCUGGGUUUGGUAUUGUGUUUAUGGGGUUGGUGCUGUUCUUUUUCUUACCGGUUAGCCCCGAUUCUGUUGGAGCUAAUAUUGAUGAUGAUGAUGAACAAGUGUCAUCUCCUAGGAAAGAAGGGGAUGAAUUAGCAGUACCAUUGUUGAGCAUGAACUCAGAUCAUAGAAGUGCUGUGGGAUUCCUGGAAGCAUGGAGAAUUCCUGGGGUUGCUUCUUUUUCCCUUUGCCUUUUCUUUUCGAAAUUGGUGGCCUACACAUUCCUCUACUGGCUCCCGUUUUACAUUAGCCAUACAGCCAUUGAAGGGAGGUACUUAUCAAAUGAGGAGUCCGGUAACUUGUCUACACUGUUCGACGUUGGAGGUGUGGUUGGAGGGAUCCUGGCUGGCCACAUUUCUGACCGUUUAGAUGCUAGAGCCAUAACAGCAGCAAGUUUCAUGUACUGUGCCAUACCGGCUCUCUUCUUUUACAGAAGCUACGGGCACGUGUCCAUGACUCUAAACAUCAUACUCAUGCUGAUCACCGGAAUGUUUGUGAACGGGCCAUACGCUCUCAUAACAACGGCAGUAUCUGCUGAUCUGGGAACACACAGUUCGUUGAAGGGAAACGCACGGGCUCUAGCCACGGUUACUGCUAUAAUUGAUGGAACAGGAUCAAUAGGUGCUGCUGUUGGGCCAUUGCUAACAGGAUACAUAUCAACUAGUAGCUGGAGUGCAGUUUUCACAAUGCUUAUGGGUGCAGCUCUCAUAGCUGGACUGCUUCUAACGAAGCUCGUUAUGGCUGAGGUGGCUUCGAAGAUUCAAGGUGCAAGGACGUAUGAACUUCCUAGAUCAACACCUUCGGACUUGGAGGUAUGAUUGCCCUGCAACACCGAGAAGAUUUUCUGCUUCGUUGUGCAUACAUCCGUUGUAUACAAGUCUAGCUUCUUGGGGUAGCUCCCUCAAUUGAUAGAUGGUGGUUAGAAGAAAUCGAGUUUGAAAUCUAGAUAAAAGCUUUUGCCUAUCCUCCAUUAGUUGAAAUUGCCAUGGGCAGAGGUGGUGAUUUUUGUGUACAUAUUGGUUGAAUUGGGAUGAUUCAUUGCCCUCCCAAGAAAAAAGCUAGAGGAAUUUAGUCAUCCUCAAGAGAAUGUAGAUUUUUCCUGUUAUAUGUAAUAUAUGAAAAAGGUUCUUUUAAUUUUUUUAAUCAAUGACCUUUUUCUGUUGUUC
Messenger RNA from Salvia hispanica, 2001 nucleotides. RefSeq names its product putative glycerol-3-phosphate transporter 1. Gene Ontology annotation, cellular component: membrane. Gene Ontology annotation, biological process: transmembrane transport; phosphate ion homeostasis. The record is from RefSeq and is a predicted model, not a curated record. Lineage: Eukaryota; Viridiplantae; Streptophyta; Magnoliopsida; Lamiales; Lamiaceae. Gene Ontology annotation, molecular function: transmembrane transporter activity.